Mesorhabditis belari is the source of this 1101-nucleotide messenger RNA. The record is from the annotation of a GenBank genome assembly. NCBI's taxonomy places the organism in Eukaryota, Metazoa, Nematoda, Chromadorea, Rhabditida, Rhabditidae.
AUGAUUGAAUCGAAAUCCUCGAACAAAUCCGAGAUCUUCAAUCCUUUAUUGUCCAUAAAGAAGUUUUUCCGAUUUCUAUUGCAUGAGAUUCUCGGGGAGAACUUUAAAAUCACCGAUUUGCUACAGAAAAUCGUCGCCUUUGCACGAGCACAAGCUUACGUUUUGACGCUUUUCAUUAUGAUGGCUUGGUCUCUCACUUUUCAUUCUUGGUUGACAUUUGCUCUCUUAGCUGCCUCGUGUGUCGUCUGGAUGAGCCCAAAUCCGCAACAGUUUUGUUUCAAGGUGGCUCCGAUCGUCGCUUUAUACGCCACAUUUCUUCUUGGUCUUCAAUUUGUGUACAGUCUAAAUUUGACUCAAAAAGAGCUACCCGACGAGAAUCCACCGUAUCUUCGACAAUUUGGCAUGGAGAAACCGCGAGAUCGUGCUCCAUUUGCGGAUCUUUGCUUAAAAUGUCUCUUCACUUCAAUCAUUUUCCUUUCAAUUAAACAGAAAAUCGUGGAAUUGAAGAAAAAGAGUAAAGAAGAUGAAAUGAUGCUUGAAUCGGAGUCAACAAUGAUCGAGAAGAUCCGCAAAUUCUUGGCCGAUCACUGGGUGUUGUUCACAAUGUUUCUCAUUCUCCUAAUCUCGUUACAAGCUCCCGUUGUCCUCUAUCGACUACUCUACAUGGCUUUCUUUCAAACGUUUCUAGUGCUAUUUCAGAUCUCAUUCCCGACGUGGCGCCGUGGUUUAUACGCUUUCUGGAUGUCAAUGAUCAUCUAUUGCAUGGCCGUCGUCACCCUCAUUUACACUUUUCAAUUUCACGGAGUACCAGACUUUUAUGCGAGAUAUUUGUCGAAUGAUGUAAUCCAUUCCUUCGGUCUUGAGCGAAUCUCAUCGGGACAAUUGUUGAUUAAACUCUUAACACCAAUCUCUUUUCUCAUUUUCUCAUUGAUUCAAGUGAAUUUCUUUCACGAGCGUUUGAUGAGCAGAACUGAGAAAUGGGAACAAAUCAUUUUUGAUAAAAAACCGCAAUUAUCUCGAAUUUUUGCUGAAUUACAUGCACAAAGCGAGAUGCGGAUGGACUUUUUCCGACAACACUUCGCUAUGGUUCAAUCGCUGAUG